Molecule: messenger RNA, 873 nt
Organism: Macrobrachium nipponense
Lineage: Eukaryota; Metazoa; Arthropoda; Malacostraca; Decapoda; Palaemonidae
Product: tigger transposable element-derived protein 1-like
Exons: 4
Coding region: 1-873 (290 amino acids)
Cellular component (GO): nucleus
Molecular function (GO): DNA binding
Source: RefSeq, a predicted model, not a curated record
AUGCACCCUAAUGUGAAGGUGGUGUACCUUCCACCGAAUACAACAUCGUUUAUACAGCCGAUGGACCAGGGAGUAAUUGCUAACUUCAAGGCAUACUACCUUAGAAGGACAAUACGCUCUGCUUUGAGGGCCAUCGAAGGUAACAAGGAGUUGACUUUUAAACAGUUUUGGAAGGGCUACAACAUCGCUGAUGCAGUCAGGAAUAUUGCAAGUGCUUGGGACGAGGUGAAGACGACCACUUUAAAUGGGGCCUGGAAGAAACUGUGUCCACAGUUUGUGCACAGUUUUGAAGGAUUUGACUGGGCAGAAAAUGUCGAGACUGUGACGAGGAAAAUUGUAGGGCUAAGCAAGAGGCUGAAACUAGAUCUGGAAGCUGAGGAUAUUACAGAGCUGCUGGCAUCCUAUGGAGAGGAGUUGUCAUCUGAGGACCUCAUUGAGCUGGAGCAGCAGAUGAUCGAGGAGGAGUUAGAGGUACCAGACCCAAAACCCAGGUCAUUAACUGUCAAAGGCUUGUCAGAGGGUUUUACUCACCUGGAGAGAGCUUUGGCUUCUUUUGAGGGAGAAGACCCUAACGUUGCCAGGUUUGACAGAAUCCGGAGAGGGAUCAUGGAUUUGGUAACGUUUUAUAAGGAAACCCUGAAGGAGAAGCAGAUGAAGAAAAGUGUGCAGUCUAGGCUUGACACUUUCUUCCACAAGUCUCCAAACCCUUUGAUAGUGAUUGACCCAGAUGACCCUGAGCCUUUCCAUGGUUUUGAAGUCUCACCCUAUUCAUCAGAUCUAGAUGUAGCCUCCUCAGAGCCCAAUCAGUUGACACUACUAUCACCUCUCCAACUCCACCAGACUCCCAAAGCACCUGCAAAUUCCACUCCAUAG